Molecule: messenger RNA, 1689 nt
Organism: Polychytrium aggregatum
Lineage: Eukaryota; Fungi; Chytridiomycota; Chytridiomycetes; Polychytriales
Exons: 4
Coding region: 58-1371 (437 amino acids)
Molecular function (GO): RNA binding
Source: RefSeq, a predicted model, not a curated record
GCCAUCUGUUCCGCCGUCUUCUGGUCAUCCACCGAGAUCACAUCGCCAGCUACCACCAUGGGCAAGGAAGUCGCUAAGAAGUCCAACAAGAAGGCCGUUGCCGCCCCUGCUCCCGCCAAAAAGGCCGAGAAGGUCGUGGCCAAGCCCGCCAAGAAGGCGGCCAAGCCCGUCGAGUCUGAGGAGGACAACGACGAUGAUGAUGACGAAGAGGAGGAAGACGAUGAGGAGGAGGAUGAUGACGAAGAGGAUGAUGACGAUGAAGACGAUGAUGAUGAGGAAGACGAGAAGCCUGCCGCCAAGAAGUCCAAGAAGGACGAUGACGAUGAUGAUGAAGACGAAGAUGAUGAUGAUGACGAAGAUGAUGACGACGAGGAGGACGAAGACGAGAAGCCUGCCGCCAAGAAGGACGACGAUGAUGAAGACGAUGAUGACGAAGAUGACGAUGAAGAUGAGGAAGACGCCAAGUCGGCCAAGCGUAAGGCUGAUGACGACGACGACGAAGAUGAGGACGAAGAGGAGGAGGAUGACGAAGAGGAAGAUGACGAAGAGGAGGAGGAAGAGAAGCCUGCCGCCAAGAAGGCCAAGACCGACGACUCGGAGAAUGCCAGCAAGACCGUCUUUGUCGGCAACCUCUCCUGGAGCCUUACCGAAGACGAUCUUGCCCAGCAUUUUGCUGACUGCGGCGAGGUCGCCAGCGCCCGCAUCAUCACCGAGGCCGGUGGCCGAUCAAAGGGCUUUGGCUACGUCGACUUUGCUUCCCCCGAGUCUGCCCAGAACGCCCUCAGCAUGGCUGGCACCGAGCUCGGUGGCCGUGCCAUCAACGUUGAUCUCUCCAACGCCAAGGCCAACAAGCCCAAGUUUGAGCAGAGCCGCAGCGAGCCCUCCACCACCCUGUUUGUCGGCAACCUGUCCUUCAAGACCACCGAAGAUAGCUUCUGGGAGGCCUUCAGCGCCUACGGCGAGGUUUCGCGCGUCUCGCUGCCCACCGACCGCGAGACUGGCAAGAUGAAGGGCUUCGGCUACGUCGAGUUCUCCACCACCGAGCAGGCUACUGCUGCUCUGGAGGCCAUGAACGGCGCUGAUCUGGACGGCCGUAACGUCCGUAUCGACUUUGCCGGCGCCAAGAAGGAGAACGCCGGUGGCGAUCGCGGAGGCUUUGGUGGCCGCGGCGGCUUUGGCGGUCGUGGUGGCCGUGGAGGCUUCGGCGGCCGCGGUGGUCGUGGAGGCUUUGGCGGCGAUCGCGGCGGCUUCGGUGGCCGUGGUGGUCGUGGAGGCCGUGGUGGUUUUGGCGGUAACCGCGGUGGCCCUCGCGGUGGAGCUCGCGGAGGUGGUUUCGGUGCCUUCUCUGGCAAGAAGACCACCUUCGAGUAAAGCUAUGCGCCCCGCCUCCGCCCCUUCCUAUUCUGGUUUCUUUCUUUGACUCUCUUUCAUCUACUUGUUUAAUUCAUUCUCUUGCUACAGCCUAUAGACUUGCGCUCGUGGCUGCCCCGAGACAGGAGAGCUUUGCUUCCUGGUGGAUUUUUGUACAUGUAUACACUGAUAUCGACUCGGCUGCCUGCCUGUUCACCCCUCCCUGUAGAGUCUCUCCGCCUGCUCUCGCUUCACUCUCCCACACACAUCUCGCACUUUGCUUCAUUUGAUUGCGACCGACAGCCAUCGUGCACCUCACCCAAUAUAGCGUAUCAUGCA